AUUGUGGAGGCAGGAAGGCUCUGCAGGGGAAACUGGACAGGCUGGAUUGAAGAGGGCUGAGGGUAAAGGCCAAGUGCCAGGUCCUACACUUGUGUCACACAAACCCUGUUUGAACACUCUAGGCUGGGGGAAGAGGGGCUGGAAAGCUGGGAAAAGGCCCUGGGGGUGCUGGUGAGAGCAGCUGAACAGGAGCCCAGGUGGACAAAAGGCUGAUGGCACCUGGGCUGUCCCCUGUUCUGACACUGCUGGGCCACCUCCAGUAGUGGAGGUGGCCUCCACUCUACCUGGGGACAAAUCUGGAGCCCUCCUGGCAAGAGGGGCUGUCCACAGAAGGCAAUGGAGCAGAGGAAGGGUCUGGAGCACCAGGAGGAGCUGGGGGGUGCUCAGCCUGGAGAAAAGGAGGCUUGAGGGAACCUUCUGGUUCUCCACAAUUCCCUGGCAGGAGGGUGCAGCCAGGGAGUGUGUCAGGCUCUGCUGCCAGGGAACAAGGAACAGGACAAGAGAAAACAGCCUCAAGAUCUGCCAGGGAAAGUUGAGGUUGGAUGAGAGGAGGAAUUUCCUCAUAGAAAGUGGUGUUAAUCAUCAGAAGGGGCUGCUCAGAAAGGUGGUGGAGUCCCCCGCUCUGGAGGUGUCCAAGGAAUGACUGGACAUGGAAUGACAUGAACACCUCAGUGCUCUGGUCUGGGUGAUGAGGUGGGGAUUGGUCACAGGUUGGGCUCAAUGAUCCUGGAGGUCUUUUCCAGGUUAAUGACUCGGUGAAAUCCCUCUGGCUCCUUACCCAGCUCUGCUGCAGGACCGCCCCGUUCCUCCCUGUAGCUCAGCAACCACAUGCCAGCCCAGCCCUGACACUGCCUCUGCUGUUCCGGGUUUCCCGGAGCUCUUACAGCCAUGGAGCCCGCAAGGCACAGCGCUGCCCAGGGAGGGGAGGGAGCUCCGGGGGGGUUCAGGAGGGGACAGAUCCUGAAGCCCUAUGACAGCUUCAUCCGCACCCACCUGCGCUUCUAUGGCUACUUCCGAGACGAGAAGACGGGCGGGGAAGAGACUGCCACAUCCCCGGGGAAACCCUCCGGGCAGCAUCCCAAGGCAUCCACCAUGGGCAACACCAGCCCUGGCUGGCAACGAGGUCCUGGGCACGAGCCAAACCCCCCCAGGGUGGUGCAGAUGCCCCAGCAGGGCAGAGCAGCCCCCUUAAUGCAGCCCUGGAGGUCUCCAGGAGAACCACAGGCUCCGUUCUCCCUCCCCGCUCCCCGCUGGCCUGUGGAGUGUGAAGUCAUCCCGGAGACGAUUGAGCACAUUGGUGAGGGGAUGCUCCAGCUGUCCCCCGCCUCACCCCUGUGCCAGACCCCUGUUGUGUGUAUGGCAUUUGUCUGUGUGUCCGCCCCUCUCCCAGAGUGGGUCCCCCCCAAACCAGAGCCCUUCUGCCCACCCAUGGGCCCGGAGCAGGCCCUGUACACCCUUGGUGAAGAGCAGGGCACUGUUGUCUACCACUCCAGCCCAGUGCUCCAAGGCUCCUGCUUUACCCGUGCCCGGGUUGGAGGAGCCCCAGGGCCACUCUCCUCACCAGCAGCCCCCUUGGAGGGUCCCCAGGACACCACGCUGCUCUUCGAGUCCCGCUUUGAGAGUGGGAACCUCCAGAAGGCCGUCAAGGUGGGUCCCUAUGAGUACAUGCUGAUGCUGCGGCCAGACCUGUACACGGCCAAACACACCCAGUGGUUCUACUUCCGUGUCCAAAACACGCGGCGGGAGCCGCUCUACCGCUUCACCAUCACCAACAUGGCCAAGCCCAAGAGCCUCUACGGCCAGGGCCUGCGGCCACUGCUCUACUCCCAGCAGGAUGCCCAGAGCAGUGGCAUAGGCUGGCGACGGGUUGGGACCGACAUCUGCUACUACCGUGGCAGCGCGGGGGAGCCGUCGAUGUUCCGGCUCAGCUGGGCCAUGCGCUUCCCACACGACGGCGACACGUGCUUCUUCGCCGCCUGCUACCCCUACACCUAUUCGGAGCUGCAGCGCUACCUGUGCGCACUGGCGGCCGACCCGGCGCGCUCACGGUACUGCACGGUGCGGGCGCUGUGCCGCAGCCUGGCCGGCAACACCGUCCCCCUGCUGACCAUCACCGGCCCAGGCAGCACGGCCGGCAAGCGGGUGGUGGUGGUGAGCGCCCGCGUGCAUCCCGGCGAGAGCGGCAGCUCCUGGGCCAUGAGGGGAUUCCUUGAUUUCCUGCUGAGCCCCCACAAGGAUGCACAGCUCCUGCGCCGCCUCUUCAUCUUCGAGGUGGUGCCGAUGCUCAACCCUGAUGGGGUGGUGGUGGGCAACUCCCGCUGCUCCCUGGUGGGACGGGAUCCCAACAGGGCCUAUGGGAAGGCACUUCCCAGCUCUUUCCCCGGUGUGUGGCACCUGCGGGCCAUGGUCCAGAGGGUGCUGGCGGAGCGGGAGGUGGUGCUGUACUGUGACUUCCAUGGGCACAGCCGGAAGAACAACGUCUUCAUGUACGGCUGCGAUGCCGGCAGGGACGGCACCAGGACGCGGCUGCGCCAGCGUGUGUUCCCCCUGAUGCUGAGCAAAAACGCCCCCGACAAGUUCUCCUUCUCCAGCUGCAAGUACCAGGUGCAGAAGAGCAAAGAGGGGACAGGCCGGGUCUCCAUGUGGCGCCUGGGCGUCUCCCACAGCUACACCCUAGAGAUGGCCUUCAGUGGCUCCACGCUGGGUGGGAGAAACUCCCACUUUAGUGUGGAGGACCUCGAGUCACUGGGCCAUCUCCUCUGUGCCACCCUGCUCGACUUCUGUGACCCUGCACCUGCCAAGCUCCAGCAGUGCCUGGUGGAGGCGGAUGCGCUGCUGCAGCGGCAGAUGGGUCGUGAGCCAGGCUCUGGAGGCAGCUGGAGCGAUGUAUCUCCCUCAGAGCUUGAGUCCAGCACCAGUGGCUCUGACAGCUCCGUGUCCGAUGGGAUCCCAGAUGACUUCCACAGCCCCAACCAACAGAUGGAGCCACGCAGAAAGAAGCAGCUGCAGAGAUGGAGAGCAAGGAAUGUCCUGCGCCGAACAAACCGGAGCCACACCAGCAUCCCCGCUGGGACCCGCAGGCAUCCAGUUCUUCCUGGAGUCGAGAGUGGAGGUGACAAUGUGGGAGAGAAGCCUAUAGCCAGCUCCAGUGUCACCUUUUCCAGGGCAGCUGGAGCAGGGAACGGCCCCCGUGCCAUAGCAGGAGAGGUGCCUGGAGCUGGCUCAGGAGUGGCCAUUCCCAGGGCACCUGAAGCAGGGAACGGCUGCUGUGCGACCAUGGGAAGGCAUCAUCUGGACAGUGGCACAAGUGCUGUGACACACUGCAAGCCACCACUGAGCCCCUGCCACCGUGGUGCCACCAGUGACUCUCCCUGGGAUCCAGCCAUGGGAGCAAACUUGGGGCCAUCCCAGCAGCGGGGCGGGCGUGGGGACAGGGACAGGGCACGUCCCCUCACUGUCCGUGCGGCGGCCUCACGCUGCUGCGCCUGCGCUCGGCAGUAAAGGUGCUGCCACCUCCAUGUCUGUGCCUGGUGCUCCUUGUUUUCUUUGUGAUGUCCUCUGAGGAGUCCCCUUGUCCCCAGAGUCUUGCUAGCACCCAACCCCGAGCCACCAUGGUGUCAGCCUAUGCCUGUGGUGUCACCUUGGGCUCUAGGGAUGUGGCGUUGCUAGCUCUGUCACCCAGGUGACUCCUCAGCCCUGUCACCCCGCUGUCCCCCCAGGCCCCGUGGGUGCCGUAGGCCAGCAGGCCCCGUUGCCAUGGCAACACCCCCGCGGCGCAGCCGGCAUUUCCAUGGCAGCCGCUGCGCUCCCAGGGCGCCCCCCAGCGGCCGGA
Messenger RNA from Serinus canaria (Common canary), 3832 nucleotides. RefSeq names its product AGBL carboxypeptidase 2 (gene AGBL2). The transcript has 12 exons. Lineage: Eukaryota; Metazoa; Chordata; Aves; Passeriformes; Fringillidae. Gene Ontology annotation, biological process: proteolysis. The record is from RefSeq and is a predicted model, not a curated record. The coding region runs from base 889 to 3501 and encodes 870 amino acids. Gene Ontology annotation, molecular function: metallocarboxypeptidase activity; zinc ion binding.